ACUUUUGGCCAUCUCUCUCCUAUUGAUUUCUAGGCGACAUGGUGGGAGCCUCCCGUUUGGAAGAUUUAUGGAACGAAGAGAAUAGAUCUCAAAAGAGACACCGUUCUUCUCUAUCUUCCGGUGAUGGAAGAAAGAUAGUUGAUAAGAGACGCUCAGCGAUGCUGACGGAUCUUCAGAUUCUUGAUUGUCCCAUUUGCUACGAAGCAUUGACGAUUCCUAUAUUUCAGUGUGUUAAUGGACAUUUGGCUUGUUCUUCUUUCUGUCAACUGAGAAAUAAAUGUCCUGCAUGUGCUUUGCCUGUUGGACAUAUUCGCUGUAGAGCAAUGGAGAGUGUUCUUGAAUCAGUUUUGGUCCCAUGCCAAAACGCAAAUUUAGGUUGCACCAAGACCCAUGAGAAGUAUUGCUACUUCUCUUCAUGCUCCUGCCCUAUACAAGUUUGCAAUUAUACUGGCUCAUACAAGGACCUAUACGAGCACUAUGAUCGUACUCACCAAAUAAGCAGCGCGAAUGAUAGGUUCAGAUGUGGCGUUUCCUAUAUGGCCGUGAUGAUGUUCAUCAGCUAAAAGAUACUAAUUAUAAGGGUAUAUGAGAAGAAACUAUUGUUUGCAGUGCAAUGUUUCGAGGAGCCAUUUGGUGUUUAUGUAACUGUAAGCUGCAUUGCACCAUCUGCUCCAGAAGUAGGAGAGUUCUCAUAUCAUCUCUCCUACACUACUGAGGAUGAACACACUAUGACUUACCAAUCACCAAAGGUGAAAAAGGUUCUUAAAGUGAGCUCCCAAAGACCUAAAGAGAGUUCCAUAUUGAUCCCUCACAAUUUGAUACGUUAUCAAUUGUUAAUUAUGAAGCUUUGCAUCAAUGAGUUGAAGCAAGAGUAA
This is a messenger RNA of Arabidopsis lyrata subsp. lyrata, 875 nucleotides long. RefSeq names its product putative E3 ubiquitin-protein ligase SINA-like 6. Gene Ontology annotation, molecular function: zinc ion binding. The record is from RefSeq and is a predicted model, not a curated record. Lineage: Eukaryota; Viridiplantae; Streptophyta; Magnoliopsida; Brassicales; Brassicaceae.